This is a messenger RNA of Rhineura floridana, 3848 nucleotides long. It is a transcript of the gene ANO7, whose product is annotated as anoctamin 7. Gene Ontology annotation, cellular component: plasma membrane. Gene Ontology annotation, molecular function: chloride channel activity; protein dimerization activity. The record is from RefSeq and is a predicted model, not a curated record. The transcript has 23 exons. Lineage: Eukaryota; Metazoa; Chordata; Lepidosauria; Squamata; Rhineuridae. Bases 1 to 2769 code for a protein of 922 amino acids. Gene Ontology annotation, biological process: chloride transmembrane transport; calcium activated phospholipid scrambling.
AUGCAACGGAGAAAGACCAAAGAAGAUGACAACUUGAUCACAGAUGAGCAGAAUGUUAAGGAGGCCGGUUAUGGGAGCUUAAAGAAGAACUCGGAGGAGAAAACAAAGGAGUACAUUUAUGAAACUGUUGCUCUGGGCUCUGAGAAGAUAAUAAAAUUGUCCAGUUAUGAAAGUCUAGCUGAUGAUUUAGAGCAGAAUGUGGAGGAUGCCAAAGGUGGGAGGCUACCCAUGAGCUCUCUUGAGGUUCCGCAGUGGAAUAAACAGCCAUCACCAGGCCUUAUUGUGAGGAGCACUGCAAACUUCUUCAGUGAUGAGACAGCCAGGAUAGACUUUAUCCUUGCAUGGGAAUCGGAUUGCCAGAGUUUGGAAGGACAAAGUGAUGAAGGUGAGAAUUCAAAGCGAAGGCAAAAGAGAUUGCUUGAAAUGCACAAGCUGUGGCGAGAGAGGUUUCUGAACAGACUCCAGAUGGCAGGGAUCAGGAUGGAAAAGCAUGUAGCCCAGAAUGCAAAGAAGCUAGUGCACUUUAUACUGCUAAGUGCUCCUUGGAGUGUGCUCUGUUAUUAUGCUGAAGAUCUCAGGCUGAGGGUUCCCAUGCAGGCGGUGCCCAAUCAGGCUGUAACUAACUGGUCUCAACGGAUUCUGAUGAAACUGGGCAUCCCCAAUAUGCUCUAUGAUGAGGUUCCUGACAUUCCCUUGGAUUAUUACACAUGUCAUUUUAAGGCAAAUAAAUUACCCUGGUUUCUUGGGAGUGAUCGCCAUGAGACUUUCUUCAGCAGUACACAACGGCACAGAAUACUGUAUGAGAUCCUGGCUACCACGUCCUAUGGAAACCCCAAAGCAGGGCAGGUUGGAAUAGAAAGGCUGCUGAGUGAGGAAGUCUUCACAGCUGCAUUCCCACUGCACGAUGGUCCCUACAAGUUGCCAUUGGAGGAGAAUCCCCCCAUUCAGCUGAAUCAGAGGCAGAUUCUUUUCCGUUACUGGGCCCGGUGGAGUAAGUGGAAGAAGUACCAGCCUUUGGAUCACAUCCGCAGGUACUUUGGGGAGAAGACUGCUCUCUACUUUGCCUGGCUUGGUUUCUACACUGGGUGGCUUUUCCCAGCAGCUUUAGUGGGGACGCUAGUCUUCAUAAUAGGCAUCUUUGUGAUGUUUGAUGACAUCCCUACGCAGGAGAUCUGUACCAGUGGUGGUACAUACCAAAUGUGCCCACUCUGCAAAGUUUGCCCUUAUUGGAACCUCUCCACCGUAUGCCCAAUGUUUCAGGCUGGUCGUCUCUUUGAUCACGGUGGGACUGUCUUCUUCAGUAUCUUCAUGUCUUUAUGGGCAGUCACGUUCCUUGAAUACUGGAAGCGCAUGAACGCUACCCUGACACACCGCUGGGACUGUUCAGACUUUGAAGAUAUUGAGGAACGUCCGCGGCCCCAAUUCACUGCCAUGGCGCCCAUGACAACCAUAAAUCCAAUCACUGGCGAGGAGGAGCCCUAUUUCCCUAAGCGGAAUCGUUUCAAUAGAAUCAUCGCUGGAUCAAUGGUCAUCAUCAUGAUGAUUGCUGUGGUGGUGAUGUUCCUGAUUUCCAUCAUCCUUUACCGAGCCAUCAUUGCCGUAGUCGUAUCCCGGUCUGGGAACUUCCUUAUCGUGGCUUCGGCUUCUCGUAUUGCUAGCCUCACAGGCUCGGUGGUGAACCUCAUCUUCAUCCUCAUCCUAUCAAAAAUUUACAUUGCACUGGCACAUUUUCUUACGAAGUGGGAGAUGCACCGCACCCAGACCAUGUUUGAAGACGCCUUCACUUUUAAGGUGUUUGUCUUUGAGUUCAUCAAUUUCUACUCCUCUCCCAUCUACAUUGCCUUCUUUAAGGGCAGAUUUGUAGGUUAUCCAGGACACUACAGCAAAUUGCUGGGCAUCCGCAAUGAGGAUUGUGGUCCAGGUGGCUGCCUCAUUGAACUUGCCCAAGAACUGCUAGUCAUCAUGGUGGGAAAGCAAAUAAUUAAUAAUGUGCAGGAGAUCCUCAUCCCGAAGUUGAAAUCAUGGUGGCAUAAGCGAGAGUGUCUCUCUAACAGAAAUGAGGGCCAGGAAAGAUGCAUGAAGCAGCUCUGGGAAAGUGAUUAUCAACUGCUGCCCUAUGAUGGGCUCUUUGAUGAAUACCUGGAAAUGGUCCUGCAGUUUGGCUUCAUUACCAUCUUUGUGGCUGCCUGCCCCUUGGCACCUCUCUUUGCCUUGCUUAACAACUGGGUGGAAAUUCGCUUGGAUGCCCAGAAGUUUGUUUGUGAAUAUAGGCGGCCGGUUGCUGAGCGAGCCCAAGGCAUUGGCAUCUGGUUUCCUAUCCUGGAGGUCAUCACACACCUGGCAGUCAUUAGCAAUGCCUUCCUGAUUGCCUUCACCUCUGACUUCCUCCCUCGGCUAUAUUACCAGUACACGCGCUCCAGCAAUCUACAGGGCUACAUUGACUUCACCCUGGCCUAUGCCCCUAAAUCUUUUGUCCUGGAGCACAAUGUCACAUGCAGGUACCGAGCAUACCGAGAACAAAGUGGCAGGUAUUCACUAGCCUAUUGGAAUCUACUGGCAAUCCGUCUCGGCUUCAUAAUUGUAUUUGAGCACGUGGUCUUCUUCAUUGCACGCAUGAUAGAUAUGAUGGUGCCUGAUAUCCCAGAAGUGGUGGAGAUAAAAGUGAAGAGAGAACAGUACCUAGCUAAACAAGCUCUGGCUGAGAACAAGGCCCUCAUUGAAGUGAUAGACGUAAGAAAGCCAACUCCUCUGGUAGAGAAGGCACCAUGACAGGAGGCUCAAGACCCUGAAGAAAUGCUGUGUUUGGUCCAUUAAACCUUCUGGAAGAGCAAAUGUCAUGGGAAGGGAAAAAGCAGUCUGUCAGAACUUCUACAAUAUGGCACUUGAAAAACUGACACUACAGCAGUGCUUGGACCCUUAAAAAGGGCCUCUGGAAUUUCAUCUACCCAGCUGCUUCAAGGACUUUGUGGAGGGUGAAGAAUAAAGUGUUAUACUGGUGAAGUACAAGACAUACAUUGACAAUGGACAGCCCACUUCCCAGUUCUGCAAUCAUUCUCAUAGUUGAUGAGCUUGAUCUGCUUUUCCCCGCACUCUAUAAAAAAGUGACUUCCAGAGAGAGUGCUGAAGUCAAGCAAUGAACAUAGAUAAAUUCCAUGUUCCAGUCUUGUUUAGGGGGAGGAAUGGCCACCUUUUAACUUAGCUACAAAAAAUUUCCCAGAGGUAGAAGCUGCAAAAUUUGAAUGCCUUAAAGAAGUCAUGAGCUGCUCCCUUACCCCUUGUACUCUGAAGAUGAGCUAAGGGCAUAUUAUGGGAGAGUAGCUCUGUACUCUGCUUAACAUGCAAUGGUCAUCUUAAAAUAUAUUACUGCCUGAAAGGAAGACAGUUUGAGAGAGCUUGUUCCCAGCUACACAUGCUGCUAGUUUUUCUUUUUCCCCCACAAAAGCAGUUCAGGACUGUAAUUAUCUUCAUCCAUUUGGAUCUGCUUUAGCAUUGUGACAUAUGCUAAAUACUUGUGCUCUUAAUCAUGACUAAAUAGUACCCCGCUGACCUGUCCAAAAUUCAGUAUGAACGGCUGAAGACUAAGUUCUUUUACUACUGUUUGGCAGAAGCUAGAAAGGUUAGGAGUUAACAGCUGUUCAAUAGUUCAUUAGAAAGGCAGGUAGGUAUCCUGAAUUAGUGGCCCACUUUUUAAAAAACUAUACAAAAAAAAUAAAUGCAACCACUCAAAGCUGUUUCAGGUUUUAUUUUUUAGAAUUUAUAAAAUUCCAGUGUCAUCCAUAGUCAUGAGCCUUUAUACAUGUUUUGCAUAUAAUCUCCAAAUUCCAAAGUUAAGGCCAAGGGAUCAUUGC